Molecule: messenger RNA, 1476 nt
Organism: Aspergillus sclerotioniger CBS 115572
Lineage: Eukaryota; Fungi; Ascomycota; Eurotiomycetes; Eurotiales; Aspergillaceae
Product: NAD(P)-binding protein
Exons: 2
Coding region: 334-1296 (320 amino acids)
Cellular component (GO): cytoplasm
Molecular function (GO): oxidoreductase activity, acting on the CH-OH group of donors, NAD or NADP as acceptor
Source: RefSeq, a predicted model, not a curated record
GAAUCGCACCAGCUAAAUACACAAUUGUGACCAUGGUUCUGGACUUCCCAAUCCCUCAAGUCUAUGGCCGAGAUCCAAGGAGGAGAAUGUUCCUGAUGGGCACGCAUAGACCACAGACCCCUGCCCCGGGAUGCUCGGGUUGACGUUGCCCUCGUUGAUUUGCCAGUUCCCCGCUCGCAACCACCGACGGAAUAAGGGACAUCCAGCUUCCCCGCUCCCUCGGCACGAAUGCAUCGCUAUUUAGUCCCCGGUGUCUACCAGGGAGGACGGCGGCUGGCCUUACUCUAUCAUCAGCCCGGCUGAUUUCAUCAUCUCAACGUCACGACCACGAAAAUGACCAAGCUGGCUGGGGCAAGCAUCCCCUCUUUCACGGUCGAUGGGAAAACCGCUAUCAUUACAGGUGCUGGAUCGGGUAUUAAUCUUGCUUUCGCAUCCCUUCUUCUAUCACGCAACUGCAAUGUGGUGAUCGCCGAUCUUACCCUCCGUGCGGAAGCCGAGCAACUCAUUGCUAGGCAUGGGGCCACCGAUACGUCGCCUCGAGCCGUCUUCAUCCGGACGGACGUCACUUCCUGGGUGGACCUGGACCGUAUGUUCACCCAAACACUGUCCCUGUUUGAAGAGUUUCAUAUCCUCUGCCCCGGUGCUGGGGUCUACGAGCCAGUAUGGUCGAAUUUCUGGCAUCCGCCGGGAUCCCAGGCAAGCAAGGACGAAGCUGAUGGGGACCGGUACGCCUUGUUGGAUAUAAACAUCACCCAUCCUAUCCGGGCUACCCAACUAGCACUGUCACAUUGGCUGCAUCCGAAGGGCCCAGAUGCGAUCCCUGUCGCCCCGGAUAAUCCAAGGCGCGUCGUCCACAUCUCCUCCGUCGCGGGUCAAAUGCCUAACAUAGUCUGUCCCAUGUAUGGGGCGUCGAAGUUUGCCGUAACGGGCUUUGUCCGAUGCUUGGGUCCGCUUGAGCAGGCUAUCGGCGUUCGUGUCAAUGCGGUUGCCCCGGGCCUAAUCCGAACGCCACUGUGGACCGAUAAUCCCGAAAAGUUGAUGCUCGUAGACCAAGAAAAGGACGGAUGGGCCACUCCCGAAGAGGUGGCAUUUGCCAUGUUCAGGUGUCUGGUGGAGGACGAUCUGCAAGGAGGCACUGUCUUAGAAGUCGUGCGAAAUUCAACACGAAGGGUUGAGGCUCUCAAUGACCCUGGUCCGGAGAGAGCUCUCGGAGAUGGUUCACUGGCAAGUAAGAACGCUAAAGGGGCCGAGCAAAUCCUGAAGUCCCUACAGCAAAAGGACAUCUGGGGACUAUGAUCGCCGCGUGUGUGGCUUUGUAUGCCCCGGCUUCUAGCUCUAUCGUGGUCUGUCAUAUUAGGAGAGGAACUCCUCAAGGUGUGACAUCGAAGUGCAAUGGGGUGGUACCGUCGUCUACUACAGAAAGAGGUAGCCAACCUGUUUUCCAAAAUUCGCCCGCGGUCUACAUUGGGCUACAGC